This is a messenger RNA of Branchiostoma belcheri (Belcher's lancelet), 11167 nucleotides long. Its product is annotated as fibrillin-2-like. The transcript has 68 exons. The record is from RefSeq and is a predicted model, not a curated record. Lineage: Eukaryota; Metazoa; Chordata; Leptocardii; Amphioxiformes; Branchiostomatidae. Gene Ontology annotation, molecular function: calcium ion binding. Bases 781 to 9723 code for a protein of 2980 amino acids.
AAGCUUUUCUCCACGCUAGAGCUGUGGCGGCAAGGACACGCUUAGCUGAUCUUUAGCUGCCUGCUCGCAGUCUGAGCUUGCAGGGGUCUUCUAGGAGGCGCUGACACAACGGAGCGGGGUAGGUUUGGGCUGGGGAGCGUCGCGUCAGUCGCCGUGGAAAAGGUGCUUUUGUUGACGUGAAACCGGAGAGCCCUCCUUGUAGCACGCUUGGGGUGCUCCCGCUAUACCAGCCCCGGAGCCAGACGUAGUCUACCGCGCGCACGCAGGGAGGUAGGGAGGUUUUGGUUCGGCACGGGAACCCGUGCAGUUUUACAGACUAGCUCGCUCCGGUUUGGACCUCACAGCCCUCGUGGAGUGUGGGGUCGACGAUCAGGGGACACAGAAACCCGCCAUUCUGGAACCAACUUCUCGUCUAGACGCUUGAGCGGUGCAGAGACCAACAUAAAAACCAGAGAAGAAAAUCUGAACGCUGGAAUUAUCCCCCAGACGCUUGUGUGUGCUACAAGCAAUUUCUCAUUUCGUGUAAACUUUAGCCAGUCCCGCUGCCAGACGGGCAUUGUUCUGAAUUUUCGACUCGGAGAGAGAAGGGGGCAACCAUUCCGAGCUGAGGAAAGAACGGCAGCCCUUGUUGGAAGGCCUUACUUACAUCACGUGUUUCAGAUUUCGGAUAGCGACCGUGCCCUUCUCCGGAUAUUAGCCGCCUUCGGCUUGAUAGCCCUGCCUGACGCUUGACACGUCUGUAAGCUGCCCGGAGCGGCGGGACACCCCCGGCCGGGAAACAUGGAGAUAAACACGGUCUUCAGAUGGUGCUAUUGUUGUUUGAUAACUCUCGUCGGAUAUGGACUCGUCACGGGAGAACAAGAGCCUUUGGAAGGGAUAGACGUUGGGAGAGUAAAAAGAACUGGCAAAAGUGCUUCGGUUUUGACAGGUCCGAAUGUGUGCGGCUCGCGGUUCCAGUCGUACUGCUGCCCCGGCUGGAGAACGCUGCCCAGCGGGAACCAGUGCAUAGUCCCUAUCUGUAAGAACACAUGUGGGGAGGGCUACUGUUCCAGACCCAACUCCUGUACCUGUCCUGGCGGCAAGACUGGACCGGCAUGUUCAGGAGGUGGAUCAGGUAUUGGUGGUGUUGGUAUAGGCUUUUGCACCAGAAGAUGCUUUAACGGUGGGACCUGUGGUGGAUCCAAGUGUAGCUGUCCAGGAGGAUUCGUCGGGCCUCACUGUGGACAGCCUGUGUGUUCAGAGGGGUGUCUGAAUGGUGGGCGAUGCGUGGGACCAAACAGGUGUGCCUGCGUGUACGGGUUUUCUGGCCCUAGAUGUGAGAAAGACUACAGGACUGGACCAUGCUUCACCAAAGUGGAAAACCAGAUGUGCCAAGGACAGCUCUCUGGUGUGGUGUGUACCAAGACCCUGUGCUGUGCCACCAUUGGUCGGGCCUGGGGACACCCGUGUGAGCAGUGCCCAGCGCAGCCACAGCCCUGCCGCAGAGGCUACCUCAUGCACCAGAAGUCUGGGGACUGUGUAGACAUCGAUGAGUGCCAGGCCAUUCCUAACCUGUGUCAGGGGGGCCUGUGCAUCAACAAUCUGGGCUCCUUUGUUUGUCAGUGUGGAGAAGGCUACAGGAGAGAUCUGGAUGGGAAGUGUGUGGAUGUCAACGAAUGUGCCACCAUCCCAAAUCUAUGUGCAGGAGGCGAGUGUACAAACACAAAGGGAGGCUACAUGUGCACAUGUCCAAAUGGGUUUGUCAUUAAUGCUGAUGGUACAAAAUGUAUAGAUCAACGACAGGAUGUCUGCUACAGAGAGUUCACCACCCCAGGAAGGUGCACCAAUGCUCUGUCCGCCCGCACCACGUACCGAGACUGUUGUUGUGAGCAAGGUGGGAGAGGCUGGGGGUCCCCAACUUGUCAGCUGUGUCCUGAGGUUUCAGAGAAUCAGUUUAUCCAGCUUUGCCUUUCUGAUGAGUUUAGACCACCCAUUAAUGGUGGGGUGAUACCAGUACCAAUUCCUGGUGGCGUCCCUGGCGGACCAGGUACUGGUGGGACAGGUGGGACUAUACCACCAGGAGGCUUACUUCCAGGUACCCCUGGAGGACCACAGUUUCCCCCUGAUGGAACUGACCUCGGCCCUGACGGAAGUCGCCCCUUUGAGCCUAACGGUGAACAGUCUAACCUGUGUCGGCAGUACGACAACCUGUGUCUGCACGGCAGGUGUGUGGACACUGACGGCUCCUACACCUGUGCCUGUGAUGGAGGCUACAGGUUAGACAACGCUGUCAGCCCAGCUUGUGUAGAUUUGGAUGAGUGUGAGGAGCAGAAAGGCUCUAUCUGUGCCAACGGUCGCUGUGUCAACUCCCAGGGCAGCUUCAUCUGCAUGUGUAACUCUGGCUACAGUCUGACUGCUGGGGGCACUUCUUGUGGAGAUAUCAAUGAGUGUUCUCGCAGCAACCUUUGUGCCCACGGCUCAUGUACCAACACACUGGGCUCGUACCAGUGCACCUGUGACAAGGGAUGGAAACCUGCGCCAAACCAACUGUCUUGCCUUGAUGUAAACGAGUGUUUUGAGAACGGCCGCGUGUGUUCCAACGGUCGCUGCAUCAACUCGCAGGGCAGUUUCCAGUGCCUGUGUGACUCGGGCUACAACUUGUCUCCUGAUGGGGCCUUCUGUGUCGAUAUGAAUGAGUGUGAAAAAAGUGGAAUGUGCUCCAAUGGUGUCUGUGUCAACAUGGACGGCAGCUACAAGUGUGUCUGCAACCCUGGCUACAAGCUGGCACCAUCAGGACAACUCUGCUUGGAUAUUGAUGAAUGUGAUGAGAGGCCCAACAUGUGCAAGAUGGGAACGUGCAUCAACAACCAGGGUUCCUUCCGCUGUGAGUGUCCAUCUGGGCUGACCAUCGACAUCACCGGAAGAAUAUGUAAAGAUACUCUGUUAGGAGUGUGUUAUCAGGACGUAUCAAGCAGUGGCCUGUGUGUCGACCCCAUUGACAUGCGAGUUACAAGGUCCACCUGUUGCUGUGCCACUGCCAUGAUGUCCAAGGGCAAGGGACUGGGCUGGGGAGAACCCUGCGAGGCAUGUCCACAAGUGGGAAGUGAGGAGCACAAGACACUGUGUGUUAAUGGAAAUGGCAAGGACCAUGAAGGAAUAGACAUUGACGAGUGCCUGAUGAGCCCCUUCCUGUGCCAAAAUGGAGCCUGCCUGAAUGAGAAUGGAGGCUACACGUGUAGAUGUAACGUGGGCUUUGAAGCUGAUCCUACUGGGCACAUCUGUACAGAUAUCGAUGAGUGUGUUGUGGACAAUCUCAACUGUCAAUAUGGCAUCUGCCGCAACACCCCCGGGAGCUUCAUGUGUGAGUGUAGCGAUGGCUAUCAGCUGAACACCCGCUCCAUGAGGUGUGAAGAUAUUGAUGAGUGUAUUACUUCACCCUGCGUGAAUGCAAGAUGUCAGAACUUGGUUGGCAGCUUCAAAUGUGAGUGCGAACCAUACUCUCCAUACCAGACUCUGGACCCAACUGGAAGAACAUGCAUAGAUGAACGGCGUGGCACCUGUUGGUUGGCUAUCCGCAGCGGGCACUGUGAAGAGAACAUCAAUGGAGAAACCCUGAAGGAAGACUGCUGUGCCUCACUGGGGGCGGCAUGGGGCAGCCCCUGUGAACCAUGUGAGAAGGACCCGUCAAAACGGAAGUGUGCACUUGGAUACAGUUUUCAGAAUGGGGUGUCUUGCGAAGAUGUGAAUGAGUGUGAAGUCUUCCCCGGAGUCUGUGACAAUGCCCGGUGUGUCAACACUCAGGGUUCCUACCAUUGCGAGUGUUCACCAGGCCUGACACUGGACAAUACGGGAAGGAGAUGUGUUGAUGCCCGUCAGGAGUUCUGUUACCUGGAGUACCGUUAUGGCCAGUGUCAGCGGGAGCUCCCCAUCCCUGUACGCACCUCCAUCUGCUGCUGCUCCAUCGGCUCAGGCUGGAGCGACGAGUGUAUCUCUUGUCCCCGACAAGGAACAGAUAAGUUCAAUGAACUGUGUCCCAAGGGACCAGGGUUUGCUCAGCAGCCACCAAAAGGAGGAGACAUUCUGGACGGAGGAUUAUUCUUCCAAGAUAUCAACGAGUGUGUGAUGUUCCCCUCACUGUGUCACCAUGGGCGCUGCCGCAACACCAUUGGCAGCUUCCGCUGUGAGUGUGAGGAAGGGUACGACUUGGACCACGCAGGCAGGAACUGCACAGAUAUUGAUGAAUGUGCCAUUGCCUUUGGCAUCUGUGGUAACGGUACCUGUGUCAACCUGGAGGGCAACUUCAUGUGUAACUGUAACCCUGGGUACGAGAGUGGCUUCAUGGGCAUGAGAACUUGCAUGGAUAUCAAUGAGUGUGAGAGGAACCGUCACCUGUGCAGAGGGGGUCAGUGUAUCAACACACCUGGCAGCUACAAGUGUAACUGCCCAGCUGGUCAUGAGCUCAACUCUGCUGGAACUGCCUGCAAGGAUAUUGACGAGUGUAGUAUGAAUAGCGAUGUGUGCUCCAAUGGCAGAUGUAUCAACGUUAUGGGCAGUUUCCAGUGCCUGUGCAGCAAGGGUUACUCGGAAACUGACAACAGGAGGAGCUGUGAAGAUUUUGAUGAAUGCUCGGUAAAUAAUGGAGGGUGCCAGACCUCUUGUACCAACAUUGUGGGUAGUUUUGAGUGUAGCUGUGAGCAGGGCUAUGUACUCGGACCUGACAAGAGGAGAUGCAUGGAUGUGGAUGAGUGUGCUGACACCCCUGACCUAUGCGGGGGUGGAAUGUGCACCAACGAGCCGGGGACCUACAGCUGCACCUGUAUCGAUGGCUUCAUCACCGAGCCCUCGGGCAAGAUGUGCAUGGACGUGGACGAGUGCGCCCUCAACCCCAACAUCUGUCAGAACGGGCAGUGUGAGAACACCAGGGGGUCCUUCGCUUGUCUGUGUGAUCCUGGAUAUUCUGUGAAGAAGGAGGGAGAGGGAUGCACAGAUGACGAUGAGUGUCAGCUUGGCCUAGCACAGUGUGACAUCCACGCAGAUUGUUCCAACACGGACGGAUCCUAUAUCUGUAUCUGUAGGAAGGGGUACAUAGGAGAUGGUGUCAUCUGCAAUGACCUGGAUGAGUGUCAGGAAGGGACCAGCACCUGUGAUCCUAACGGCAACUGCAUGAACAUCCCCGGCUCCUACACCUGCGAGUGCAAGUAUGGCUUCCAGGGUGAUGGAUUCUUCUGCAGAGAUAAUGAUGAGUGUGCCAUGAAUGGUCGCCUGUGUGAAAAUGGCCAGUGCCUCAACAUCCCUGGCAGUUACUCCUGUGACUGUGACAUGGGAUUUGUACCACAUGACAGGGACAGGCAAUGUAUAGACAUCAAUGAGUGUGCCUCUUUUGAUGGAAACAUCUGUGUCAACGGAGAGUGCAUGAACUUGCCGGGAACUUUCAAGUGCAUGUGUGAUAUGGGAUAUGAGUUGGACAAGAGUGGUGGCAACUGUACAGAUCAGGAUGAGUGUGCUCUGAAGGAAAAGUGUCUGAAUGGAAUGUGUACCAACUUCCCUGGAGGCUACGCCUGCGACUGUCCUCACAACUUUGUCUCCAACAGUGCUGGCACCGGGUGUGUUGAUCCCAGGAAAGGGCUUUGCUUCUUUGAUUACCAGGAGCGGGGGGACCUGGACAUCUGUACCCAGGAGGUGGGCAGAGACAUGUACCGCUCUACCUGCUGCUGCAGUAUGGGACAAGCCUGGGGUGACCCGUGUGAACCCUGUCCUCCUAUCAACUCAACUGAACACACUACACUGUGUCCUGGUGGUCCUGGCUUUAAACCCAAUAAUGUCACUGUCAUCUUGGAAGAUAUUGAUGAGUGUAUGGAGUUGGUGGGGCUGUGCCAGGGUGGCAUGUGCAUCAACACGUUUGGCAGCUUCACCUGUGAGUGCACACGUGGCUUCACAUUGGACAGAGACUCCCGCACCUGCAAUGACAUUGAUGAGUGCCUGAUUGACCCGACGGUUUGUGGAGCUGGCACCUGUCUGAACACAAUCGGCAUGUACACCUGUGUCUGUCCUAAUGGUCACAUGGCCAUCAAUGGUGGCCUCAGCUGUAUGGACAUGAGGAAGAGUUUCUGCUAUGCCAUGGUGAGGGGAGGUCAGUGUCAGAACCCCACCAGCUUUAACCUGACGGAGCGGAGCUGCUGCUGCUCUGUGGGGGCCGGCUGGGGGGAGCCCUGUAUAACCUGCCCUGUGGAGAGGACAGAUGCCUUCAGGGAAUUGUGUGGUUCUGACGAGAAGGGCGUAGUGAUUGAUCCUGAAACUGGAGAAGUCAUCGACAUUGAUGAGUGUCAGACGAUACCAGACUUGUGCAAGAACGGCAUCUGUAUCAACACUCAGGGCAGCUAUCGCUGUGAGUGUCCAAAGGGCUUCCAGUUCAACUCAGACUCACUUAUAUGUGAAGACUUGAAUGAGUGCCUCCUGGGACAGAACCCUUGUGAUCCAAGUGCAGUUUGUGUAAACAUCCUUGGAGGUGUCAAAUGUGGCUGCGAUCCAGGCUACAAACUCUUACCCAAUCAGAUCAGCUGCAGAGAUGUGGAUGAAUGCAGAGAGCAACCAGGAAUUUGUGGCCAGGGACGCUGUACCAACUUACUGGGCAGCUACAACUGUUUCUGUGACAAUGGGUUCAGGCUGUCGGAAGACAGGUCCACCUGUGUAGAUGUGGAUGAGUGUGCCCGCUCUCCGGGCAUGUGUGGGAAUGGAACCUGUCAGAACACUCUCGGCUCCUACAACUGUUUCUGUUAUGACGGGUUCAAGCUUACUGAUAACAAUGACUGCAUCGAUAUUGAUGAAUGCUCGGUGAUGAGCUCCAUCUGUAUGCAGGGAUUCUGCCAGAAUGUUCCUGGUGGUUUUAACUGCAUCUGUGACCUGGGAUUCGAGCAAACUCAGGAUGGCAGGAACUGUAUUGAUAUUGAUGAAUGCAGAGAGCUGGGGACAUGUGGGUCAGGUUCGUGUAGGAACACAGACGGGUCCUUCACCUGUGAGUGCUACGAGGGAUAUGAAAUCAACACUAGAGGAGACUUCUGUGAAGACAUUAAUGAAUGUGCAGACCUGACUGGUAGAUGUAAGAACGGAGAGUGCGAAAACACAGAUGGAAGUUUCCAGUGCACCUGUCCCAACGGCUUUGCUCUCACUGAUACUGGGAACGACUGCAUGGAUAUGAGGGAAAGCUACUGCUUCAACGUGUUCCAGGCCAGCCAGUGCAGGACCCCCCGUGCCAUGAACACCACAAAGAUGAAAUGCUGCUGCACCAUGGGAGCUGGCUGGGGCGAUCCAUGCGAGGUGUGUCCUGACAAGGACGAAGAUAUUGAAGGGUUCAGAGACCUGUGCCCUGGUGGAGCUGGCUUUGAGGUGAAUGGAGGAAACACCCUUGUAGACAUUAAUGAAUGUGGCAUCGACCCACUCAUCUGUAAUGGCGGGACGUGUGUGAACACGGAUGGCUCCUUCAGGUGUCAGUGUACACCAGGCUACCUACUGGACGAUACAGGACUCAACUGUAUUGAUGCUGAUGAGUGUGCUGUAGGAAACCCCUGUGGGAAUGGAACCUGCACCAAUGUUAUCGGAGGCUUUGAGUGUGAUUGCUUUAGUGGAUUUGAACCUGGUCCUAUGAUGAUGUGUGUAGAUGUGGACGAGUGUGCCUAUGAUGGGGACCUGUGUGCGUUCCGUUGUCUAAACGUACCAGGGUCGUACAAGUGUACCUGUCCCAGGGGAUUCACACUGACUGCUGAUGGCAAGCACUGCAGAGAUCUUGAUGAGUGUUCAAGCCCAGCUCUGAACGACUGCCCUCCCACCCUGAGGUGUAAGAACUUUGUAGGGACGUACCAGUGUCUGUGCCCAGAAGGGUACACCAAAGUGGGCAUCACAUCAGACGUCUGUGUGGAUAUUGAUGAAUGCACUCUUGGUGGAAGAUGUGAGAACGGUAUCUGUGUCAACACCAGGGGUGGGUUCAGAUGUGACUGUUUUGAUGGCUACGAAGUGUCUCUGGAUGGGAAACAGUGCUAUGACCGGCGGCAGGGCUACUGUUACACCAGCCACAGCCGGCUGUGUCUGCGGGAGUUCCAGGGCCCGGAUACCGUCACCAAGGCCGAGUGUUGCUGUGACGGAGGAGGGGCGUGGGGCAGUGACUGUGAACCUUGUCCACGCAAGGGAUCAGUUGAAUUCAGCGACACCUGCCCACAUGGCCCUGGCUUUACCCCAGAUGGUCAAGACAUUGAUGAAUGUAAGGUCCGACCAAACCUGUGUGAGAACGGGAAAUGUGUCAACACCCUGGGAUCCUACAAGUGCAUGUGUGAAGAGGGAUACAUAGAAGACUACAGUGGGCAAGAAUGUGUAGAUAUUGAUGAGUGUGAGGAGGACAAACCUUGUUCCUUCACCUGUAAGAACACGGAGGGCAGCUAUCUGUGCACCUGUCCUAAAGGCUAUAUCCUGAAUGCAGAUGGCAAGACUUGUCAAGACCUGGAUGAGUGUGAGGCCAAGGGAGACAACUGUCAGUACAUCUGUGUGAACCUGGUGGGAGGGUUCACCUGCCAGUGUCCACCUGGCUUCAACCAGAUUCACCUCACCUGUGUGGAUGUGAAUGAGUGUAACACCCAGGCCGGGCUGUGUGGAGUUAACGGGCAGUGCCAGAACAUGGAGGGCUCGUACCAGUGCCAGUGUUCACAGGGCUUCAGUAUUGACCCAGACACACAACAAUGUCAGGGUAUGUCCGUGUCAGCAAACGUGAACGAGUGUGAUGGGACCCACAGGUGCCAGUCUGGCUGUCAGAACACCGUCGGUGGCUUCCGCUGUGGCUGCCCGCCCGGGUUCGUACAACACUACUACUGGAACCAGUGUGUCGAUGACAAUGAGUGUGUGAAUGGGAACACCUGUGGAGGGGCCACCUGUUACAACACCGUGGGCAGCUUCAAGUGUGCCUGUCCGUCUGGCUACAACUUUGACCAGGCAUCGGGAGGCUGCAGAGAUAUCAACGAGUGUGGUUCUCCCAGCAACCCCUGCUCCUUUGGCUGUUCCAACACUGACGGAGGGUACAGCUGUGGCUGUCCACCAGGGUACUUCCGUAUCGGACAGGGGCACUGUGUGUCCACUCUGGGGAUUGGUCCUAUCGGUGGGCCUGGCAAGAGUAUAGACAACAGUGGGAAGGACACUUGCUACGAGUGCAACCUCAACAACGUGGAGCAUCAGAGAAGAAAGCGAGCGAUCAACGGCUCGGAAGAGAUUGUUGUCGACGAUGGUGAUGACAGUGAGGAGGCUACAGAGUCUCCUGACACAGAGGAGCCAGAUAAGAACAUGAUCGUUGAAGACCAGCCUGCGAAGGACGUGAACAAUGUGGAAACCAACAAAGACGCUGUGCUGGAGGAAGCCGAGACCAAAAAGGUUGUGGAUGGAGUCCAAACUCCCAUAGCACUCCGUGUCAAGCUGCACAACGCCCACCCGAAGAGGCGGUUAUUGAAGAUCCAGCCCGCCUUAGACUACCUGUUAGGCCGAGCCCACUACAAGAUUGUAGACGGGAACAGUGAAGGGCUGUUCACGAUAGUGGAGGGUCAUAAAAUCAGCUCCUUGCAGUUUGCCAAAGAGCUGGAUACGCCGGGGGUUUACAACCUACAGAUCGCCGAGUACAUCGAUGGCCAAACGAAAGAAGAGAACGAAGCUGUAGAGGAGUUGGAACGUGAAAAACCUUUGUUCAUGAGGGUCACAGUACUCAUCCUGCAAUAAUGUACAUGUUCACAUAGUAGGGCAUCUAUUUCUGUGCCACUUGUAAAUCCUUCUGCUUGGCAGACAAGAAAAUAAACAUCUUUGUCCACCCUAUCUUGCCAAAGCCUAUCAUUCUCAUCAUGGGGGUAAUUUUUGAAAUGAAGCAUUGAGAAGAGAACCAAGUGUUCAAAGUCCAGAGUAUACAAUGUAUAUUUCUAACUGAAAAUGCUGGGCUGUAUUAGCUGGUGUCAGAUGUAACCAAAAGAAAUGCAGUACCGGGCAUACAAAAUUCCUGGACUAAACCUUUGUCAUAUUUACUUUACUUUAUUCCAAUCAUUUUGUACACUGCUGAAAAAAAGUGAUUUGAAAAAAAAAGACAAAAAUAUGCAAUUUUUUAUACCCUCUUAAAGGCAUAAAAUGUUUACGUAUUGUAUAAGCCAACAAACUGAGUUUGUACUACCAGGUGAGUUAGUUAUUUCUUGUAUUGUUGAUAUAGAAAAUGGCAAUAAGUUUUGAGGAAUCAACUGUGAUGUACCUUCCUUGGAAAUUCAUGUACAUGAAGCCUACUUGAUAAUGAACACUGUGCAUCAUACCAUUGUGUAUAAAGCUAUGAUCAUUAUCCACCUUAGUGACACAACGUAAGGCCAUUGUUCCUACAAGAAAAGGCCAGUUUGUUUUACUGAAUAUACAAUCACGUAGCUUGUCUAUGAUAUAUGUUUAAAUCAGCUGCUAAGUGUUGUCAGUAGAAUGGUAGGGCAUUGAAUCACGCGAUUAUAUUAGUUACUAGUAUUUGCACAUCUGGCUUCCAAGGUAGAAAACCUAACAAAUGUUUGGAAAAGUUCCUUUUCGAGUCUUGUAACAAUCCUCAGUAGAUGCUAUUUGUAUGUAUGCAAAUAAGGGUGCUUAAACUAUAACCUAUUGUAGGUUGAAUGAGAAUCAGUCUUUUAAGUCCACUCUCUAGUCAUAUCAUCAUUCACUUGACCAUUCUAUGAAACUCAUAGAUAGAUGCUUUUGAUCAUAAAGUGGAAAGGAGUCUUUGCUAUGGUCUUCUAAAAUAAUCCAUUGUGGUGCUAUUCACACAUUUCAGAAUGAAAUUGUAGAUACAUGUAGUCAGAGGCAGGCAGAUGGAUUCAAAUGCUGCUUGGUGGACCAAGAAAAUGUUGUUUUUGAGUGCACUUUUGUGAGGGGGCAGCUGAAGGUCUAAAAGGUUUCCAAGAAUAGUCAUUCCGUAAGCACUUUGAAUAAAGAUGUAUGCAAUUUCUGCCUUCAGAUGGAUUGUUGUCUUGCUUGUCUGAGUCUAGUGUGCCUAUAAUGGCUUAUUGUUCCUAAUGUACAAUUCAUCACAAAAUAUUUACCCAAUGAAAAGUAAAAUUACUGUGCAAACUUGCUACAAAAUGUAAUUGCAUAGGAUGCCUGCAAAUGGCUUAAGUGCUAUUCUUGGGCCACACCAAUUUUAUUUCUUGGC